AUGGCUCCGAAGGCGAGAGAGAAAGCGAAGCCGGCUGCCGCCGCCGCCGCCCCCCCGGCCCCCGCGGUGGCCAUCGAAGACCUUUUCACAUCCCUCAAUCGCCAUAUCCAGCGGUCCGAAUUCGACUUAGCUGUUAAAGUCUCAGAUCAAGUUCUUUCGAUUGCGCCGGGAGAUGAGGACGCGAUUAGGUGUAAACUUGUGGCUCUGAUUAAAAAUGACAGCAUUGAUGAUGCUUUAUCUGCAAUUCAAGAGUUUUCGAAGAAAUCUUCUAUGGAUUUCAGUUUCUUCAAGGCAUACUGCUUAUAUCGGCAAAAUAAGUUGGAUGAAGCUUUGGAGUCCUUGAAAGGGCAACAAGGAAACUCUGCAACUAUGUUGUUAGAAUCACAGAUUUUAUUUCGCCUAGGGAAGAUGGAUGCAUGUGUUGAUAUCUAUCAAAAGCUUCAGAAAUUGAAGAUAGAUUCUUUAGAAAUAAAUUUUAUUGCUGGCUUGGUUUCUGCGGGGAGGGCUUCUGAAGUCCAGGGGACAAUAGAUUCUCUCAGAGUUAAACCAACAAGCAGUUUUGAACUGGCUUACAAUGUUGCCUGCUCGUUGAUAGAAAGAAACAAGUAUAAAGAUGCAGAGCAAAUGUUGCUGUCAGCUCGAAGAAUUGGCCAGGAAACAUUAAUGGAAGAGAAUUUAGCUGAUGAUGAGAUAGAAAUUGAAUUGGCACCUUUAGCUGUUCAGCUAGCAUAUGUUCAACAGGUGCUAGAAAACACUCAAGAAGCUCUUGAAUCGUAUUCCAGCAUUAUCAAGAAAAAUCUGGCAGAUGAGUCGUCACUUGCAGUGGCAAUAAGCAACCUUAUCGCAUUAAAGGGCCCGAAGGAUGCGUCUGAUGGCUUGAGAAAACUUGAUAAGCUGAUAGAGAAAGGUGAAGGACCUCUAACCUUCCAUCUUGCUCGUGGCCUUGACCUAAAGCUCUCUCAGAAGCAAAGAGAAGCAAUAUAUGUUAACCGCAUGUUAUUGCUACUUCAUUCUAAUAAGUUGGAUCAGGCCAGAGAACUUGCUUCUGCACUUCCAGGGAUGUUUCCAAAUAGUAUAAUGCCAGUGCUUCUUCAAGCUGCAGUUCAUGUAAGGGAGAACAAAGCCAAUAAAGCUGAGGAGAUACUAGGGCAGUUCGCAAAUAAGUUUCCUGACAAAUCGAAGAUCAUACUGCUUGCAAGGUCACAGAUUGCUGCGGCUGCAGGCCAUCCUCAAAUAGCAGCUGAGUCUCUGCUAAAAAUACAGGAUAUUCAACAUAAGCCUGCAACUGUUGCCACCAUUGUGUCACUCAAAGAACGUGGGGGAGAUAUUGAUGGUGCUGAUGCUGUGCUUGAUUCUGCAAUAAAGUGGUGGUCUAAUGCCAUGACUGAAGACAAUAAACUUGAUGUAAUCAUGCAAGAGGCUGCUUCAUUUAAGCUCAGACAUGGAAAGAAGGAUGAAGCUGCUCGCCUGUACGAGGAGCUUGUCAAAAGCCAUGGAAGCAUUGAAGCUCUGGUGGGUCUUAUUCAGACUGCUGCUCAUACAGAUAUUCAGAAGGCUGAAUCUUAUGAGAAGCAAUUGAAACCAUUUCCUGGUUUGAAGGGAAUCGAUGUGGAGAGCUUGGAGAAAACUUCUGGUGCAAAGAACACUGAGAAUGCCCCUGCGGCAGGGAUUCCAGACGCAUAUGAACCAAAGAAUAAGGAGAAAACAAAGAAAAAAAGGAAGAGAAAGCCAAAGUACCCAAAAGGCUUUGACCCUGCAAAUCCAGGUCCUCCACCAGAUCCAGAAAGGUGGCUGCCAAAGAGGGAGAGGUCUAGUUAUAGGCCCAAGAGAAAGGAUAAGAGAGCGGCUCAAAUCAGGGGUUCUCAGGGUGCAGUUGUUAAAGAGGCUGCCAGCAACGUUAGCUCAAAAUCAAACCAAACCACCAACUCUAAAGGAACCUCUCAGGCAAGCACAGAGCAAACCAAGCCUUCUUCGAAGUCCAGGAAGAAAUCCAGGAAUUAAUUAAGAGAAACCAAAACUUUCCCUUCACAUGCUGGAUUUUGAUUUAGGCGUCAUUCAAUGAAUGAGAUCUUGCUAUUGGCUACUGCCUUUUUUAAAUCAACUCUAGGAGAGAGCUCUGCCAAAGUCUGCACACCUUUUCUGUUGCUGGAUGAGAGAGUUCACAAUAUCCAGGUCCAGUUAUUUCGUUUUGGCUAUUAGUGCUAUGCAAUUGAGUGAACUCAUUGAAUGAGAAAAAUAGCCAGACAUGGGUUUAUUUCCUCAGUCUUUUAGUUGUGUGAUUCAACUUAUGUUCCUUGAGCUUAAGACCCCGCGGAGCAAGUGUACAAGCUUUAGAUAUUGCAUGUUGGCAUAUUACUUAUGCUUCAAAAGAAUUGUGCUUGGAAGAUGGCUCAUUGUGAUUAUGCUGCUCUAAAUGCGAUCAUCAUCUUCUCCCA
Messenger RNA from Sesamum indicum (sesame), 2435 nucleotides. RefSeq lists its product as uncharacterized. Gene Ontology annotation, cellular component: signal recognition particle, endoplasmic reticulum targeting. The record is from RefSeq and is a predicted model, not a curated record. Gene Ontology annotation, biological process: SRP-dependent cotranslational protein targeting to membrane. Gene Ontology annotation, molecular function: 7S RNA binding; protein binding; ribosome binding. NCBI's taxonomy places the organism in Eukaryota, Viridiplantae, Streptophyta, Magnoliopsida, Lamiales, Pedaliaceae.